UCAACGAUGUCGUAAAUUAUGACUUACCAACUGAUAUUGACGAGUGUGUUCAUCGUGUUGGUCGAACGGGCCGCGUGGGAAAUGUCUGAAAAUCAAAUAAGGUUGUUUGACGAAGAAAGAGAUGGCCCUAACGCUGGAAAGUUUGUCUGUUUGUUAACUAAGUCCAACGGUGAUGUACCGCCUUUCAUGCAAGCGAUAGUCCCAGGCGUGCGUGGAAGGGGUUACGACUUUAGCGCCCCUUCGACCCAAGGGGGUUUUGCUAGUCGAGAUAUGCGCCGAUUCGGCGAUAAACCUGGAUUUGCUGCCUUGCCCACUGAAGUUGAAGAGAGUUGGCAUUAACUCAAUGUAAUUAACCAAAAUUCGUAUCCAAGAACAUCUUGGAAUUUGCAAUGUCUGUUUGAAAAUUUGAUUACGUGGUUAUUUUGCCAACCUAUUUACCUGAA
Daphnia carinata is the source of this 443-nucleotide messenger RNA. RefSeq lists its product as uncharacterized. NCBI's taxonomy places the organism in Eukaryota, Metazoa, Arthropoda, Branchiopoda, Diplostraca, Daphniidae. The record is from RefSeq and is a predicted model, not a curated record. The coding region runs from base 19 to 339 and encodes 106 amino acids. The transcript has 3 exons.